Torulaspora delbrueckii is the source of this 699-nucleotide messenger RNA. It is a transcript of the gene MCM22, whose product is annotated as Mcm22p. Lineage: Eukaryota; Fungi; Ascomycota; Saccharomycetes; Saccharomycetales; Saccharomycetaceae. The transcript has a single exon. The coding region runs from base 1 to 699 and encodes 232 amino acids. The record is from RefSeq and is a predicted model, not a curated record.
AUGGAGGAUGAUACAAGCUCAGAUGAAUUGCUGCAAGUUUAUGUCGAAAGUUUGGAAACUCACAUCGAAUUGAAAAGGGAUUUCUUGAGACAGGUGCAGGAUGUCAUAGGUGGGAUCUCUGGUCCGGCGCAACCUGAAGGGGAUUGGAAAGAUCUGCUGGCAAAACCGUUGUUUCGUCCUGAAAGGUCGGACCCAAUUGGUCUUUGUAUGGCAUCGGUGAGCCAUACGACCCGACUGGAGACUACUAAAGAAUGGAUUACCCAUAUGGAGAGUCACCUUCCUGGAUUGGAAGCCAUGCUGGAAAAUCAGAAGGGAAUGAACUAUGACCUUGGUGUUUUAAUUGAACUGCUAGAGAAAAGACUGGAUUCUACGGCCUCUCCAACAGUUAAAAAGAGCCCACAAUCGCCAGAAGCACGUAAUGAACAACUGUGGAACGAACUGGAACAUUUUGUUAAGAACUAUCUGUCAAUGGAUCUAGUGGAUGCUGAGGAUGCGGGCAAGGAUCUGUUCUCAGAUGUUUUCCCGCUCAUCAAAAGGCUUCUAGAUGGUGAUGGAACACUGAAGACUACGGAUUUCCAUCAUUGUAGUAAAGGUCUCUAUCGAUUGCUGCUCCGAAGCAACUUGAUAAACGUGGUAGAAGGCCCGAACAGCGUAAGAUAUGUGAAAUUACUGGACUUUGCAAAUAGAGACCUUUCUUGA